AUGGUUGCUGUGCUUGCGGCGCACUUGGUUAAGUAUGAAACUCUAAUGUUUCCUUCCCAACUGGGCUUGCUUUCUGGUGAGGCUUGCUUACUCGGUUGGGCUUCCUCCGGGAAUCACAGAUGGGCAUUUGCUCCCAAGAGUAAUUCUCCUAAAUAUUUCCCCAAAUCUGUAAUAUGCCCAUUUCUCGCUUCAUUUUCCUUUCCGCCAAGCACCGCUCCGUCCGUCCUCCUACUCUUCUCCCAAGGCACGGAAUACAAUACUGGUAGUUCUGAUACUGCAGCAGCUCCAAUUAUCGGUGGCCCAUUCACUUUGGUAAAUACAGAAAAACGGGUCGUUAAAGAACGGGAGUUUCUUGGAAAUUGGGUUAGCCUGUACUUUGGCUAUACAUCAUCUCCUGAUAUUGGACCUGAUCAAGUCCAAAUUAUGGUGAAGGCUAUAGAUACAUUAGAGUCAAAAGAGAAUCUGAAGGUUUUACUUAUAUUUGUGACAAUUGAUCCUCAGCGUGAUGGUCCUGCACAACUCCGUGCUUACCUCAACGAGUUUGAUCCAAGAAUAGUGGGAUUGACAGGACCUGUUAGUGCUGUAAGGCAAAUGGUACUAGAAUACCGUGUUUACUUCAAAAAGGUUGAAGAAGAAGGUGAUGAUUAUCUUGUUGAGUCUUCUCACAACAUGUAUUUGAUAGACCCAAAAAUGAAGGUUGUAAGAUGCUUUGGAGUAGAGUAUAAUUCUGAGCAACUGUCGAAGGAAAUAUCGGAAGAAAUGAAGAAACAUCAAGUUAAAGCCGAGUAGAAAGGCUAUGCUGGUUGCUUUGGUGUACCUGAGCAAUGUUUAAUCUCACACUUGGGAUAGCAUAGAAACUAUUGAAACCAACCCCUAUCUUUCCUUUCUUCGAGGUCCAUUUUUCUCCAAUAUAGUUUGAUUUCUCAUAGG
Messenger RNA from Hibiscus syriacus, 930 nucleotides. Its product is annotated as protein SCO1 homolog 2, mitochondrial-like. The transcript has 6 exons. Lineage: Eukaryota; Viridiplantae; Streptophyta; Magnoliopsida; Malvales; Malvaceae. Gene Ontology annotation, biological process: mitochondrial respiratory chain complex IV assembly. Bases 1 to 789 code for a protein of 262 amino acids. The record is from RefSeq and is a predicted model, not a curated record.